GCGAGCUUUACUGGUGUGCAGGCUAUUCAAUGGAAAACGAAAGCUAUUACUAUUCUCCCCAUGGCGUCCAGCAACGUAAAUGACCCUAGUCAAGGGAAUAGCUACCAGGAGGACUUCAGCUGCUCUGAGAGUAACUCUGAGAGUAGUGCUACAGAAGAGGAAUCAGACAGUGAUGCAGCAGGAAACCGUCAGGGGCACACUCCAUCUACCUCAGCCCAGUGUCAGAAGGCCAGAACUAAGCCCGAUCAGGAAGAGCCUUGCAGGUACUACAACAGUGGUCACUGCCAGGAUGGGAAAAGGUGCCACUACCUACACGUCUGCAAAAACGCCCUGAAAGGCAACUGUCGCAAUGGGACCAAGUGUCGCCUCAAGCACCCCAGCUCCUCCUCUGACAGAGAUGGAGGUGGUGGGAGGAGAGAAAGGAGGAGGUCUUCAUCUGGAGGAAGAGGUGGAAGGAGGGACAGGAGGAGGUCUUUAUCUGGAGCGAGCAGAGACGGGGCCAGGGAAAGGUCUUCAUCUAGAGGGACUCAGCUUGACUUUAGCGGGCCCUACAAAUGGCAGUUGGACGAUGGACAUGGUUGGAAGGACAUAGCCAACGAUCACAUCCUGGAGGCACAGUACUCCCAACCCAACACCAAGGGCAUCAAUAUCUACAACACCCCCUAUGGGGCAGUGAGUAUUGAUUUCAAGGCGAUCAGAGUCCGCGGUAAGAAGAAUCUGAGGGUGAGGCGUUUGGAUGGUCAGCAAACAGAAUGGAUCUGGUUCUACUCUAAUAGCAAAGGCUGGACCAAGUAUGGAGAAAAGGAUCCCAAGGGAAACCCAGGCCCCAUCCAGAGUUCUGAGAUCGAGAAGAAAUUCCAAAGCAACCAUAACGGUUCUCUCACGUUCAACAUCGGCUCCGAUACCUUCGAGAUCCGAUUCAGACAAAUGAGACAGGUGAGCGGCAAGAGGAAGAGAAAAGUUGUCCGUCGUCCAAAGUACCAACCACCCCAAAGCGGAAAUCUAACUGGUCGAGUGACGUCUGCUUUCCAGAGAAUAAAGAUGUCCCCAGCGGGCCAGAGUGGAUCUCCAGAGUGGCAGUUUGGGGGGAAAAGUGGGCGAUGGCACACCUUCAAAGACAGUGCAAGCUCAGUGUCCAGUGCUGACAUUGAAGACCAGUACCAGCAGGACUCCAAUGGAUCCAUGUCCUUCACUGUAAAUGGACAGGCCUACAAGCUGGACUUCUCAGCCAUGAAGCAAACCAACCUGUCUACAAGGGUGACCCGCAACAUCAGGCGGAAGUAGAAUUGUUGGGUUGCUAUUGUUUACAUGCAAGAACCUGCCAUUAGCUCACUAACGAAAUACACGUCUAUUGCAGAAAAGGCCUACAGUAUUGUACUGUACUGUACUUAAUAAUAACAAUAAUACUUUUUGACUACAGAUAUUGGAUAUACUCCUGUAGACACUGUGUAUGAAACAACAUACACACACAAGAAAAAACUGUUUACCUUUUUUUGUGUGUAUUUUUUUGCCCUGCAAAAGCAAAGUGCAGUAUCUGAAAAUGUGGUAAAAAAAAAUGUUUUAUCUGUUGUAAUGGCCUGGUGUAAUAUGUGAUAAUAAGGCAUUUAGUUUCCUGACAAGAACAAGCUAGUCAGAAUAUAUCAUGAAGUACCAGAAAUUGCUGUAUGUCUGGACAGAAAAAUACUUUGAAGUCAGAUUUUGAAGUUUAUUAUUUUAAGCAGAUAGUGCACUUUGCCUUUAUAGGGUAUACAUAUAUGAUGAAUGCUGUAGCAAACUGCCAUGCUCAAGUAACUGGGACAUUUAGUUAGAUAACGUUUGUGUGCAUGAUGUUGAAAUGUAGGUAAUAAUACCUUUUAUCUCUGGUGUUGUUUGAAAAGAUGGGAAUAUUCAGAGCCAUAAUUAAAUAAGCCUUAGUAUACACACUUAAAAUAUUAGCACUUUGAAUCAAGGGUAAUCUCCAAUGAUGUGUAUAUAUACAUUACCGUUCAAAAGUUUGGGGUCACUUAGAAAUGUCCUUGUUUUCCAUGAAAAC
Coregonus clupeaformis (lake whitefish) is the source of this 2032-nucleotide messenger RNA. Its product is annotated as protein mono-ADP-ribosyltransferase PARP12. The record is from RefSeq and is a predicted model, not a curated record. Gene Ontology annotation, molecular function: metal ion binding. The coding region runs from base 61 to 1284 and encodes 407 amino acids. Lineage: Eukaryota; Metazoa; Chordata; Actinopteri; Salmoniformes; Salmonidae. The transcript is spliced from 9 exons.